Messenger RNA from Kockovaella imperatae, 1596 nucleotides. Its product is annotated as 2-nitropropane dioxygenase, NPD. NCBI's taxonomy places the organism in Eukaryota, Fungi, Basidiomycota, Tremellomycetes, Tremellales, Cuniculitremaceae. The transcript has a single exon. The record is from RefSeq and is a predicted model, not a curated record. The coding region runs from base 134 to 1204 and encodes 356 amino acids. Gene Ontology annotation, molecular function: nitronate monooxygenase activity.
CGAAAGAGGACAGGGUGGCGUCGGCGAAGGGCGUAAAUUGUGACGUGGCAUAAAGAUCACUCGUCAUGACUGAUAAAGGACGCCCGUUGCGGCUGCUCGUGAGUGAUUUUAUACUGAUGGUUAGAUCCACACCAUGCUCUCACGUCUAGGCAUACUGCACCCCAUCAUCCAAGCGCCAAUGGCUGGUGUCAGUACCCCAGCUAUGGCUGCUGCGGUAUCAAAUACUGGAGGCUUAGGCUCCAUAGGCGUCGGAGCGAUGAAUCAUGAACAGACUCGGACCGCGAUCAGGGAGAUCAAGCGUUUGACAGACAAACCAUUCAAUGUGAACGUCUUCACGAACAAGCCUCCUCAGAAGGAUCCCAUUCGAGAAUCUGUCUGGAUAGAUAUCCUUCGCCCACACUUUGCUGGAGCCAACACGCAUUUCCCGGGACCUCUGGAAGUGAUCUACAAGGAUUUUGACCACGAUCCAGAAAAGUUACAAGCCAUUCUCGAUGAGGGUGUACGCAUCCUCAGUUUCCACUUUGGCUUGCCGUCGCCUGAGAUCAUCCACAGGCUCAAGCGCCGGGGCAUCAUUCUCAUGGCGUCCGUCACCUGCUUGAGCGAGGCGAAACUCGCAGAGGAUGCCGGAGUAGACAUUCUCAUCGCUCAAGGGUAUGAAGCGGGGGGACAUCGGGGCAUAUUUGACCUUCAAGCAGAGGACCAACGGUUAUCGACACUUGUCCUCACCAGUCUCUUGACUCGCUCGACAAAGCUACCCGUCGUCGCAGCUGGAGGAAUCAUGGACGGUCAGGGCAUCGCCGCGGUGAUGGCCCUCGGUGCGGAAGCCGCUCAGCUAGGAACUGCUUACCUGCUCUGUCCCGAGUCGGCCGCAGACGACUCGUAUAGAGUAGCGAUUGAGAUAAUCACCUCGACGCGCAUGACCACUUUCGUCUCGGGCCGUCCAGCGCGGUCUUUGACGACCAAGUUUACCCGCAUGGAGGAAGAGAAUCCUCAGAUCAGGCCUCCUGAUUACCCUCUUACCUACCAUGCUGGAAAGGCUCUGUACACCUCCGCGAAGGCGGCUGACGAUCCGGGCUUCGGGGCGUUCUGGGCUGGACAAGGCGUACAAUCCUGUCGUUCCCUUCCGGCUCGGGAUGUCACCACAAAGCUGGUCGAGGAGCUAGCAGUCGCUCAGCGGUGUGGCACAUCGAGGACGCAAAUCUAGUCGUUCGUCCUGACCUGACUGGAGGAUCACAGCGUCAAAAGCCUUCCACAGCUGCCCCUGACUGGAAAAUCCCUUCGCAGGACGGUUUGUGCUUGGAAAGCUUCGGUUGCAAAGAAGCUGUGGAGAUAUUCCGACAAGGAGACCCAUCCAGCUGUUCUACGUCUUUGCGCAUGGUGGUUGAUCCUCUUCCGCUUGAAGAGGUUGGCUCGAGCUUGGAACAACUUGGACACGUCAAUAUCAUCUGACCUGCACCCCUGGACAUGAGUCCUUGUGUAUCGGAGAUCGGCUGUCUUGCUGGUGAUGGUAGGGUUGCCACGACAGAGCUUUAAGGGUAGCGAGAAACACGACGUCCCACAUGAACGUUCAGCACAAUCAGGACAGCCAUGCAUGAU